Molecule: messenger RNA, 1087 nt
Organism: Brassica oleracea var. oleracea
Lineage: Eukaryota; Viridiplantae; Streptophyta; Magnoliopsida; Brassicales; Brassicaceae
Product: proteasome subunit alpha type-5-A
Exons: 10
Coding region: 164-877 (237 amino acids)
Biological process (GO): proteasome-mediated ubiquitin-dependent protein catabolic process
Cellular component (GO): proteasome core complex; proteasome core complex, alpha-subunit complex; nucleus
Source: RefSeq, a predicted model, not a curated record
UCUAACUUGUUGUUCAACAAGUGAACCUUCGGAAGCUAAAAGACGGAGCCGAACGCAUCCAGUUUCCUCGAUUCGCCCACCAAUCAGCUCGGUUUUGAUUCUGUUGUGCAGACAGACACUAAAGGGGUUUUACAGAUCGAAGCCGCCGGAGAAGAAGAAGAAGAUGUUUCUCACGAGGACUGAAUACGACAGAGGAGUCAACACUUUCUCUCCUGAGGGUAGGCUAUUCCAAGUCGAGUACGCCAUUGAAGCUAUCAAGCUUGGUUCUACUGCAAUUGGAGUAAAGACAAAGGAAGGAGUUGUGCUUGCUGUCGAGAAGCGUAUCACCUCGCCUUUGCUGGAGCCGAGCAGUGUGGAGAAGAUUAUGGAAAUUGAUGACCAUAUUGGCUGUGCCAUGAGCGGUUUAAUUGCUGAUGCGCGUACUCUUGUUGAGCAUGCAAGAGUUGAGACUCAAAACCACAGAUUCUCGUAUGGUGAGCCAAUGACUGUAGAGUCCACUACACAAGCCCUGUGUGAUCUGGCUUUACGGUUUGGUGAAGGAGAUGAAGAAUCAAUGUCUCGGCCAUUUGGAGUUUCUCUUCUCAUCGCUGGUCACGAUGAAAACGGACCGAGCUUGUACUACACAGACCCGUCCGGAACAUUCUGGCAGUGCAAUGCAAAGGCGAUUGGUUCAGGGUCAGAAGGAGCUGAUAGUUCUCUUCAAGAACAAUUCAACAAAGAUCUGUCACUUGAAGAAGCUGAGACAAUCGCUGUAUCUAUCCUCAAGCAAGUUAUGGAAGAAAAGGUGACUCCGAAUAAUGUGGACAUUGCCAAGGUAGCUCCAGCGUACCAUAUCUACACUCCGCAGGAAGUUGAAGCAGUUAUUAGUCGUCUUUGAGGAAGAUGCUCAAAUACGGUUGAUGUAUCUCUUAUCCGCCUCUGUGUUUACUUCGGAUUUAUAAACCAAGAGAUUUUUAUUUCACCUGGUCUGUUAGAUUUGAUGUUUCAUUUGACGUUUUUAAUUGUGUUGUUUAAGAGAAUCUUUCUUUCAAUCAAUAACCGAUCGGAUUUGUGACAGAAAAUUUCUGAUGCAAAUGACCUUAUCUUU